CCCAUAUUAGGUAACAAAAUCACUGGGUCAGCUUGAGCAACCGUCUGCUUAAAGGCGGAGACAAUUGAGUGGCCGAUCCCCUUUCGCCCUACGACCUGAAAGAGCGAACAGCCUGCACUUGCAAUAUUCAACUUGUAUUUAAAAGGUUCCAGACCAAAAUGGCCCACAAACCGCUUCUGUCCCUGCCCGAGUUUCAGAACGUAUCAACUGGAACUUUCGUGGUGAAAGAGCCACUGAAUUUCUGGGGAGGAGCUAGAGUGAAGCCGAAAGAUAAGAAGAACUCCGAGCCAGUAUACGAACCUGCAACGGGUCGUGUGUUGUGUGAUAUGAUUCCAUGCGGAGAGGAGGAGGUUGACCAGGCCAUCAAAAGUGCUCAUUCAGCAUACCUCAAGUGGCGUAAACUAUCUGGCAUGGAGCGGGCCAGGAUCAUGCUUGAGGCUGCCAGAAUUAUUAGGGAGCGCAGAGAAGAAAUUGCUAGAGUGGAAGUGAUCAACAAUGGCAAAUCCAUUUCUGAAGCUGUAGUGGAUAUUGACAUUGCUUGGCAGUGUAUUGAGUACUAUGCUGGCAUCGCCCCUACACUGACAGGCCAGCAUAUACAGCUUCCAGGGGGCUCUUUUGCCUACACCCGAAGGGAGCCACUGGGUGUGUGUGUCGGCAUAGGAGCCUGGAACUACCCCUUCCAGAUAGCUGCCUGGAAGUCAGCCCCAGCAAUGGCCUGUGGCAAUGCCAUGGUGUUUAAACCAUCACCCAUGGCCCCAGUGACAGCAGUCAUUUUGGCAGAGAUCUAUAAAGAGGCAGGAGUUCCAGAUGGACUCUUUAACGUGGUACAAGGAGCAGCUGAGACUGGCGGACUGCUGUGUCACCAUCCCAUGGUGGCCAAAGUCUCAUUCACUGGCAGUGUUCCCACUGGAAAGAAGGUUAUGGAGAUGGCAGCGAAGGGUGUAAAACAGGUCACUCUAGAGCUCGGAGGCAAAUCACCUUUGAUCAUCUUUAAGGACUGUGACCUGGAGAAUGCAAUCAAAGGGGCCCUCAUGGCCAACUUCCUUACCCAAGGACAGGUGUGCUGCAAUGGAACACGGGUGUUUGUGCAAAGAGAGAUCAUGCCACAGUUCCUGGAAGAAGUGGUAAAGAGGACCAAAGCCAUCCCUUUGGGAGAUCCAAUGCUUCAAGGGACACGCAUGGGUGCUCUUAUUAGUAAACCGCAAAUGGAAAAAGUGCUAGGCUUCAUCAACCAAGCUAAAGAACAGGGUGCAAAGGUGUUGUGUGGAGGAGAACGAUUUGUUCCCAGUGAUUCCAAACUGAAAGAUGGAUACUUCUUAUCCCCAUGUGUUCUUGACAACUGCAGGGAUGACAUGACCUGUGUAAAGGAGGAGAUCUUUGGCCCUGUGAUGUCUGUUUUGCCUUUUGACACAGAGGAAGAGGUUCUUCAAAGAGCUAACAACACAACAUUUGGCCUGGCAUCUGGAGUAUUCACCAGAGAUAUAGCUCGUGCCCACAGAGUGGCUGAAAACCUUCAGGCCGGAACAUGCUUCAUCAACAACUACAAUGUCAGCCCUGUUGAGGUUCCUUUUGGAGGCUACAAGAUGUCAGGCUUUGGAAGAGAGAAUGGCCAAGUGACCAUUGAAUACUACACUCAGCUUAAGACCGUAGUGGUGGAAAUGGGAGACGUGGAAAGCAUCUUUUAGUCUGUUUAGGCUAUCCACCAGCAUUCCUUACGGCAAUGUGAUUUAGCUCUUUCUGUGAAGUUUGGGACCUAGCAUAUUUUAAGGACAUUUUGAAUUGGGACAACUAAUGGGCCUUGACUAGUGUAGCCAUUUUGUAGAAAUUGUAGAAUGUUAUUUUAAACACUAGCAGUCCCCGUGACCAUCCAUAUUUCUGUACCUUUCCAGUUUGAGAAUUCCAUAAAUUGAGUUAGUAGAUUUCCAACAUGUGAGAGAUCUUAAAUAGGCUUAACUGUUGUUAUCUAUGUAUGUUUUUCAGUGUUGUGAAACAUAGUGUUUGACAAAUGGUGUCAUAAAACAGGUAAAAAGUGCCUUCCAGUAUCUACCUAACAAUAAUUACAUUUUAUGAUAGAAGACUUAGGUGGACUUAAGAAGUAUACAAGUGGAAAAUUGUAUUAUUUUACUUUUAUUUUACGAUUGUGUUCUCUACUAGGUGAAAUGUUGUAGAUGUUUUUGGCAUCGCAGGCAUGAACAACUUUGAUAUCAACGAUGUUUGAAAACAUUAAGAAGUAUGCUUAUAUUAUUUGCUUCUCAGAAAAACUAGGAUAUUAAAACUGAAUCCCACAUGAUGAUAUUUUUAUUAAACAUAUUCUUUCUUCUCUGACAUCCACAUGUUACUUCAGU
Xyrauchen texanus (razorback sucker) is the source of this 2345-nucleotide messenger RNA. RefSeq names its product 4-trimethylaminobutyraldehyde dehydrogenase A. Gene Ontology annotation, molecular function: 4-trimethylammoniobutyraldehyde dehydrogenase (NAD+) activity; aminobutyraldehyde dehydrogenase (NAD+) activity. Bases 159 to 1685 code for a protein of 508 amino acids. The record is from RefSeq and is a predicted model, not a curated record. Lineage: Eukaryota; Metazoa; Chordata; Actinopteri; Cypriniformes; Catostomidae. The transcript is spliced from 12 exons.